GAAGUCAGACACGUGAAGAUAGUUUGAAGGAUGCUUCUUAUUUAAAAAUUUCAAGAUGAGUCGUCGAAGUUUUCUUAAUCGGUUCAUCAACAAGAAAUCUAAACAUGUCAGUGAUGUUGAUGAGAUCUCCACCCCUACUGACAUCGCCCACAAUAUCCACGUCACGCGUGAUCCAAAGACUGGCAAGCUUGCCGGCAUCCCUGAUGCUUGGAAGAAAUAUGUAGACUCCUCCAUAAGCGAGCAGGAAAUCCUGCACAACCCACAAGCUGCUGAAUCUGCGGUGAAAUUCUUUCAAUAUUCCUUAAAGAAAGGCCCUGAUGACGUCAAGCAUCUCUUCACCCCACAACACAUCAAGGAUGAGAGACAAGCAAUUGAGUCCAUACUUGACAGUCCAUCUGAAGACAGAG
Hyalella azteca is the source of this 407-nucleotide messenger RNA. Its product is annotated as serine/threonine-protein kinase PAK 1. The record is from RefSeq and is a predicted model, not a curated record. NCBI's taxonomy places the organism in Eukaryota, Metazoa, Arthropoda, Malacostraca, Amphipoda, Hyalellidae.